Molecule: messenger RNA, 1733 nt
Organism: Monopterus albus (swamp eel)
Lineage: Eukaryota; Metazoa; Chordata; Actinopteri; Synbranchiformes; Synbranchidae
Gene: nxph4
Product: neurexophilin 4
Exons: 2
Coding region: 347-1213 (288 amino acids)
Molecular function (GO): signaling receptor binding
Source: RefSeq, a predicted model, not a curated record
ACACUAGAACCACUGGUUAUCCUCAAUGAGAUCCCCUGCCUCCGCCUUCCAAACUGACUUCGUAUCCGCACAAACUUCGAGCCAAAGUCCAGCAUGAGCGGAGACAAACACCCUGGAUGUUCCACAUGAGUCGGACCAGAGAAACUGACGCCAGCGCUCAAAGUUUGCCUAUAGAAAGCACCGCGACACCGACUGAACAAACACGCAACUUUACGCUUAUUUCUCCUCUUUGUUAACACUUUUUACUUCUCACCUGCCUCUUGGGAUUGCUUGGAUUUGGCGGUGCGUCUUUUUAUGUUUAUCCGGGGAGACCUGUAGUAGAGUGGUCCGCUACAAGGAAGGUGACAUGCAGGUUCUCGGUUGGACCAUAGUUCUCCUCGGGCAGUGGAUCCUACGGAAGGUCCAAGGGUUGGAGAAGCAUGUGGAUUUCUCAGACCUAGGACCAGUGGAUUCAGUGAUGAAGACUCUUCCAUAUGGCAUGGGCGGAGGCACAGUUGGAGGAAUGACAGGUGGAGUUGUUAAGCCUCCAUAUCAAACCCGUAUCUUCUCCACUUCCAUUGAUCAGACCCCCAUGAAAUCCAAACUACCAACCUACAAUUUCUUUAACCCGUACGACUCCGCCCGAAACCAGUCCCUGCUCCUGGACCAGACAGGCUACCGCUCUAAGCGCAAGCCCUCACUUAAGACAGCCAUGAAGACCAAGAAGAUAUUUGGCUGGGGAGACUUCUACUUCAAUGUCAAGACCAUGAAGUUUAGCUUGCUAGUGACAGGGAAGAUCGUGGACCACAUCAAUGGGACAUUCACUGUUUACUUCCGCCACAACUCAUCCAGUCUGGGGAAUGUGUCAGUCAGUAUCGUGCCACCAACCAAAGUGGUGGAGUUUGAGGUCCAGCAGCAGCUACACCCCCACAUGCAGCAGGACAUCCUAAUCCAGGAGACCCAGCAAUCCACCACUGACCCCAAAGAGACAAAGACCUUUAAUUGUCGGGUGGAGUAUGAGAAAACCAACAGAUCCAAGAAGCCCAAACCCUGCCUGUAUGAUCCAUCUCAAACCUGCUUCACAGAGCACACCCAGUCCCACGCUGCUUGGCUCUGUGCCAAGCCCUUCAAAGUGAUCUGCAUCUUCAUCUCUUUCUUUAGCAUCGAUUACAAGCUGGUUCAAAAAGUGUGUCCGGACUACAACUUCCAAAGUGAGCACCCUUAUUUUGGAUAAAUAAGUGAUAGAACAAAGACACAAUGUUAAUGAUGACGACAAUGAUGACAAUAAUGAUACUGAUGGAAAGGACAGUCAUGUCAAUGAUGCUAAAGAUGCAGGGGACAGUUUUUUUGCCUCUAAACUGCUGUGAAUUGUGGAUAUAAAUCAAGUAUAAUCAGAGUUAUGAAUGGUUAAGAUAUGGCUGAUUUCUCUGACUUAUUUUCCAACUUUGUAUCUGUUAACUUCUGUUUUAAUUUGUUUUUUUCUGUAAAUAAUGUAUUUUAUCUCUUUAUUGUUUUUAGAUAUUUGUUUGUCAGUGUUAUUACUUUUUGCAGUUGGAGAAUUCAGUUGAAAGAAUUUUGAAUCAGUAUUAUGCCAUUCAAGAACAAAGUGAGCCUCUUACAGUAUGCAGCUGUGCUGUGCCAUCACUGUAUGGCAGAUAAAAUGUUAUGGUAGACUGACUGUUCAAAUCCUGGAUAUAAGAGAGUUAUAUGUAUGAGAAAUGCUAUGCUGGAUAUGCAUACAAUAUACUGUAUGA